Aegilops tauschii subsp. strangulata is the source of this 1203-nucleotide messenger RNA. RefSeq lists its product as uncharacterized. The record is from RefSeq and is a predicted model, not a curated record. Lineage: Eukaryota; Viridiplantae; Streptophyta; Magnoliopsida; Poales; Poaceae.
AUGGCGACGGCGACUGCCGCGGCGACGGAGGACCCGUGCCCGUGCGUGCUCAUGGCGCCGCAGAUCGAGGCCGCCGAUGGCACGCUAACCACUGCCGGGUUCUACCGCUGGGAGGAGGGCCAGGGCGCCGCAACCCUCGUGAUGGACGCCAUGCCCGACUACCACUCCUUCCACCCCGACACGGAAGCGGCGCACGACCUCGCGCACUGCGACGGGCUGCUGCUGGUGCCCACCGACGCCGGCGCGCGCGUGCUCAACCCGGCCACGUCCCGCGUCCUCGCGCUCCCCUCCGUCGCCGCGCCGCCGCCCCCGCUCCCCUCGGGUCGGAUCGUGGGCCACCAGGCGUUCGGCCUCGGCCGCGACCCUCGCUCAGGCGCCUACAAGGUCGCCCGCUUCUUCUACCGCUCACUGGACGAGGUCGAGCUCUACGCGGGCGGCUGCACCUACACCUACGCCCUCGGGGCGGAGGUGCUCACCCUCGGCGGUGUCGGGGCGGACCAGCACUGGCGCGAGACGCCGGCUCUACCGCCGUGCCCCGUCAUACCAGGGCGCACGGCGACAUUCUUCAAGGGCUCGCUCCUCUUCACCCCCCACGAGCGGGUCCUCGGCAAAGAGGCGCCGGGCUUCAUCCGCCUCAGCCUAGACGACGAGCUGUUCGGCGUUACGCCGGGGCCUCCCUGCGACAAGAGGAUCGACUACGCGGCGUCCAGCAUGGCCGAGCUGCGCGGGGAGCUGUGGCUGUGCGUCGGCAGCCCGAGGCCUGGCAUCGGGUCGGUGGAGAUGUGGGCGUGCGGCGACCUUGCCGGCGCCCGGUGGGAGCGGCGUCACCUCGUCGAGGCCUGUGUAUUCCAUGGGCACCGGUCUCUUCGUCCGGUGACCGCGUCCGCCGGUGCCAUACUGCUACGCGUCGGACCGUCGCACCUUUGGUGCUACCGUCGGCAGGGUAGUGAGCCGGGUUACGGCGACAUCGUCAACAUGCGACGUAUCGAGUAUCACCGCCACGACCACGAGAUCGUCGAGUACCAAAGGGAUACAAUCUACCUCGCCGGCCUUGCGAACACGGGUCGUCUCCUCCAGACUUGCAGCUUUGCCGUUGAAGGGUUGCGGCCCUCAUGCUCGCAGCACCAUGAUGGUGUGGGGAUGGAGCUCACACAUGGCUGCUGGGAGAGGAAGCGGGAGGUAGGUGACGAGGAGUGUGGAUAG